Molecule: messenger RNA, 3067 nt
Organism: Sphaeramia orbicularis (orbiculate cardinalfish)
Lineage: Eukaryota; Metazoa; Chordata; Actinopteri; Kurtiformes; Apogonidae
Gene: akap8l
Product: A kinase (PRKA) anchor protein 8-like
Exons: 13
Coding region: 119-2263 (714 amino acids)
Cellular component (GO): nucleus
Molecular function (GO): DNA binding
Source: RefSeq, a predicted model, not a curated record
UCACGUUCUACGGUGGCGUUAAGCUAAAGCUAACGCUAAUUGCAGACGUUUGGUUGAGGCGUAACCGGCUAAACCAGCUUGACUCGAACAUAUCGUCAGACCACCGCGGUAAAGCACAAUGGACGGCAGAGGCUAUGGUUCUGGUUACUCCAGUUGGGGAGGUGGAGGUGGAGGUUCAGGCAGCAGAGGGUCUGGGGGAUUUGACCUGUAUGGGGGAGGUUAUAAGGACUCCAUGUCUGGACUGGGGGGAUAUGGAGGAGGGGGCCACAUGAAGAGAGGUCUUUCCGGGUCCAUGCUGUCAUCUGCAGGCGCACAUGCUGAUGCAGUUAUUGCCAAAAUCAACCAGCGCCUGGAUAUGCUUUCUCAGUUGGAGGGGGGUUUGAAGGGGACGCGUGGUGACAGGUUUGACCAGUACGAGUCAUUCGACUCGCGCACUUCCGCUCUCGCCUCCUCCCGAGAUCUCUACAGAUCUGGCAGUGGUAGCUAUGGUUACGGUGAUGGCCGUGGAGACAACAUGCUGUUGGGUCAGCGUGGAGGCUCUGGCUUCGGAGGGGGAAUGGGGCUAGGUGGAGGAGGAGGCUUCGAUAGCCCCUCCUCUUCCUAUGGAGUCGCUAAAAUGCGACAGAAUAUGAGAGACUCCUUCACCGGUGGCCAGGGAGGAGGUUCUGGAGGUGGAGGAUGGGCUGGAGCGGGCCGACGUUCCCCCAGAAGGGGCGGAAGUGCUGGGGGUCGAGGAACUGGAGGAGGAGGGUUUGGAGGCCGCAGAUCCGACCCCACUCCAUUAGGAGGAGGUGGGCGAGGGAGCGGUGGUGGCGGCAGCCAGUCCCACCGUGGCCACUCUCCAGGAGGUGGUAGAGGCAAGCUCCCAUCCCUCCUGUCCAACCGCAUGUACCCUGAGAGUGGGGGUUUCCAUCAGGGUUCCAAUCAAGGGCCUCACGACUUUCCUGGGAGGCAUUUUGGCGGGGGCCCACGGGCCGGCCGUCAGCGAGGCCGCAAGAGACCUCUCAACAAACAGGUGAAGCCACAGCGUGAUGUCCAGAAGAAGAGGAAGCAGACACUCAGUGGAACUGAUGAACCAGAGUCAAAGAUGAAUAAGACAGAGGCUGCUGGCAGCGAUGCUACUCAAGAAGAAGCAGAAAAAAAUGGUCAUGAGAGUGAAGCAAACACUGCUGCUACAGAAACAAAAUCUACUGCAGAUGAAGAUCAAGCUGAGCCAAAGCAGGACAACGGUUCGCAGGCGAAGAAAAAGCCACAGGGCAAACAGAACACACCCCAAGGUCAGGACAAGCACCCAAAAAUGAGGAAGAGGAGGGGCUUCCUGGAAAGGGUGAUGUUUGCCUGCUCUGUGUGCAAGUUUCGUUCUUUCUACAAAGAGGACAUGGAAGCUCACCUCGAGAGUCGCUUCCACAAAGACCACUUUAAGUUCCUCUCAAGUCAACUGUCCAAACCCACUACAGACUUCUUACAGGAAUAUUUGCAGAACAAGUUUAAGAAGACGGAGCAGCGGGUUAGUCAGUUGGAAAACCACUCCUCUGCCAUCUGCCAGGUUUACAAAGAGCAGGACCUCACCAGAGAUAUUGGUAUGGAGCACUUCAUGAGGAAGGUGGAGGCAGCGCAUUGUGCAGCAUGUGACCUCUUCAUCCCCAUGCAGCCCCACCUUAUACAGAAACACCUCAAGUCUCCUGACCAUAACUACAAUCGUAAGGGAAUGAUGGAGCAGUCCAAGAGGGCCAGUUUAUCCGUUGCUCGUAGCAUCCUCAACCACAAGCUCAUUGGCAAGAAGCUGGAAAGCUACCUCAAGGGUGAGAACCCCUUCGCUGGUAACCAAGACGAUCAGGAUCCAGAGGACUCGAUGGUGAUGGACGUGUCUGAGAUAGAGCUGAGCAGGGAGGGGGAGCAGAGCCAGGCCGAGGGGGCUCUGGAGAAGGAAGAGCAGCCGUCGGAAGGACAGACGGGUCAGGAGACGGCUGGGGCUGAGGCCGAGGCUGGGGCUGAGGCCGAGGCUGAGACUGAGACAGAGAUCAAGACCCAAGAGGUGGAAGAGGAGGAGAAGAUGGAGGAGGAGCUUGGAAUGGAGGGAGAGAAGGAGGGGAACCACGAAGAGGAGGAAGGCUUUGAAGUUGGAGGAGAGGAGGAUGAAGAGGAAGGAUAUUACGUGCAUGAUGAGAUCUGCGAAGAGGGACUGCAGGGUGAAGAAGGGGAGGAAGAGGAGGUGGUGGAAGGAGUCGAGGCAGCAGAGGAUGAAGACCAGAGCUGUGAGUGACGUUGACACCCUGAGUGUGACUUCCACGUCUGUUUGGACCAGUCACUCAUUCCCAUUCAGUUCAUUUGACAGUCGGACUCACAAAUAUCCACAGUGCACGCCUGCGCCCCACUCUGCUCUGUCCUGUCCAAACUGUGUUUUGUUUUGGGUUUUUCUCGGUCAAAGAAAAUGUUCUACAUUCUGGAAAACUAGAUUUUUAAGUGAGAAUGAGCCCCAGGUUUGUGUUGAUGGAAAAGGAAUAUGCGUUACUACUUCUUAUACAACAGUAUGUUUUUUUUGUGUUUUUAAGGAUUAAACAAACACAAUCCAUCAUGUCGACUUACAGAGUUGUAAUAGAGUUGUGAUGUGAAAUAAAUAUCUGUACAGGUCUGGGCUAAAUGUUCAGCUUAAUGUCUGGUUGGAUCUGACUCGCAUCUAAGUCCCACAUAUACUGAACUCAUGCAUUUACCCAAGCGCUGAAUGAUUCCUUCUGUUUUUUUUUUUUAUUUUGUGCCUUUUUGCUUUAAUUAUUCAUUUAGAUUAAUUUGUUUAGAGUCAUUUAAUACUUAAGUAUUGUAAAUUGAGAGACCUUCUGUCAUUUGUCAGUUUACACAACGCCAUAGCAUUCUGACUGAUGCCAUUACUGAUGAUGGUAAAUGGAUUAUUUGCCUGUAUUUUGGGAAAACCUGAAACAUGAUGGGUUAUUCGCUCUACAGUUGUGUGAAUCAGAUCAUUGUAGAAUCGGUGUUGUGAGUGCUUAUUGGCCAUGUAACAGUUUUGUUUCAUUCUAAAUAAAAAAAUAAAAGAAUAAUUUGUCCAGUUUUA